This is a messenger RNA of Felis catus (domestic cat), 945 nucleotides long. RefSeq names its product prostaglandin E synthase (gene PTGES). Gene Ontology annotation, cellular component: membrane. NCBI's taxonomy places the organism in Eukaryota, Metazoa, Chordata, Mammalia, Carnivora, Felidae. Gene Ontology annotation, biological process: prostaglandin biosynthetic process. The transcript has 3 exons. Bases 160 to 627 code for a protein of 155 amino acids. The record is from RefSeq and is a predicted model, not a curated record. Gene Ontology annotation, molecular function: prostaglandin-E synthase activity.
GCUCAGCCCUGCGCCUCCCCCCCGCAUCUGGCCGCUGAGAGUGGGCGUGUGCUGUGUGCAGACAGGCCUCCUGGCGGGCUCUCCCCGCCUCCUCCAGCUCAUAGAGACACAGCCACACGCGCCUGCUGCGGCCGCCUGCCCCAGAGCUCCCGCCUGCCCAUGGAGAUGCCUGCCCCUGUCCUGGCGUUGGUGAGAGGCCAGGCGCUGCCGGCCUUCCUGCUCUGCAGCACGCUGCUGGUCAUCAAGAUGUACGUGGUGGCCAUCAUCACGGGCCAAGUGAGGCUUCGGAAGAAGGCUUUUGCCAACCCCGAGGAUGCCCUGAGACACGGAGGCCUCCAGUACUGCCGGAGUGACCAGGACGUAGAUCGCUGCCUCAGAGCCCACCGGAAUGACAUGGAGACCAUCUACCCCUUCCUGUUCCUGGGCCUCGUUUACUCCUUCCUGGGGCCUGACCCCUUCAUCGCCCGGAUGCACUUUCUCGUCUUCUUCCUGGGCCGCGUGGUGCACACCGUGGCCUAUCUGGGCAAGCUUCGGGCACCCACCCGCUCCCUGGCCUACACCCUGGCCCAGCUCCCCUGUGCCUCCAUGGCCUUCCAGAUCGUCUGGGAAGCUGCCUGCCACCUGUGACCAGCAGCCGACACCUGCUCAGCCAGCAGACCGCUGGCCGCGAGCCCCCGUGACUGUACCCGGAGGGCGCCGGGCGGCCCUUGGGGAUUGUGCCUAGCCCAGGGACCCGGUUUCUUGGCAACCCACCGAGCGCGGGAUCCUGGGCACCGCGGGCCUGUGCGUGUUUGCCCAUGUGUGUGCACGCGUGUGGGCGGGCGUGCCUCUCGGACUUCUGGGUGGAGUGGCUGCCCGGACCGUGUGGAGAUGGCUUCUCAAGACUGACAGAAAAACCCUCCCACUCGAGCACCAGCGCAUUAAAAGCCGUGUUCCUUCUCCGUC